Fusarium musae is the source of this 1836-nucleotide messenger RNA. RefSeq lists its product as uncharacterized. Gene Ontology annotation, cellular component: membrane. The transcript is spliced from 2 exons. Gene Ontology annotation, molecular function: beta-N-acetylhexosaminidase activity. Bases 1 to 1836 code for a protein of 611 amino acids. Gene Ontology annotation, biological process: carbohydrate metabolic process; glycosaminoglycan metabolic process. Lineage: Eukaryota; Fungi; Ascomycota; Sordariomycetes; Hypocreales; Nectriaceae. The record is from RefSeq and is a predicted model, not a curated record.
AUGUGGUCCAAGGCCAAGGCUCUCCUGGCCAUCGCCGCCUUCGCCCUCGCUCCCGUCGACGCCAUAUGGCCAGUGCCCAAGAAGAUCUCAACGGGAGACAAGGUGCUCUUCAUCGAUCAAAGCAUCGAUAUCACCUACAAUGGAGACUUUGUAUGCUGGACACCCCCUGGUUCUGUUUUUGAUUCCUGUAACCACUCCGCGCAACUUGAUACUGAGACAUUGCUUGAAAAACAGAUGCCCUACACUUAUAACUACCAGCCUGAUGCCGGUUCCAAGUUCAACAGCAAGCAGAUCGUCCAGGCCGGUGUCUCGCGUGCUCUUCAGGCCAUCUUCAACGACAACUUUGUGCCAUGGAAGCUUCGUGAACGCAACUCGGAUUUUGAGCCCGAUCUGCAGAAGAAGCAGUGGGUCAAGUCACUCAAGAUUGUCCAAACCGAGGAGGAUGACAAGAGCACUUUCAAGCCUCUUGCUGGCGAGGUUGAUGAAUCGUAUUCACUCACACUUUCUGAGAAGGGCGAGGCCUCUAUCAAGGCCAAAUCAUCCACGGGUAUCCUGCACGGACUUGAGACAUUCUUGCAGCUCUUCUUCAAACACAGCUCUGGCACUUCAUGGUACACGCCACACGCGCCUGUCGCCAUCCAGGAUGCGCCCGAGUAUCCCCAUCGCGGUAUUCUGCUUGACGUUGCCCGUAGUUUCUUCGAGGUUGAACACAUUAAGCGCACCAUCGAUGCCAUGUCCUGGAGCAAGCUGAAUCGCCUUCACCUUCACAUAACUGACUCGCAGUCUUGGCCUCUUGAAAUUCCUGCUCUGCCCAAGCUGGCAGAGAAGGGAGCAUACCGCAAGGGCCUCACCUACUCUCCCGAGGACCUAGCCGGAAUCUACGAGUAUGGUAUCCACCGCGGAGUCGAGGUGAUCAUGGAGAUUGACAUGCCCGGCCACAUUGGUGUGGUUGAGCUUGCAUACAAGGAUCUCAUCGUCGCAUACAACGAGAAGCCAUAUCAGUGGUGGUGUAAGGAACCGCCCUGUGGUGCGUUCCGAAUGAACAGUACCGACGUGUAUGACUUCCUCGACACCUUGUUCGAGGAUCUUUUCCCUCGCAUCUCACCAUACAGCGCAUACUUCCACGCUGGCGGCGAUGAGCUCAACCACAACGACUCCAUGCUCGACCCGGGUGUGCGCUCCAACAAGACUGAAGUCCUGGCACCUCUCCUGCAGAAGUUUGUCGACUACACUCACGGCAAGAUUCGCGACGCUGGAUUGACUCCGUUUGUUUGGGAGGAGAUGAUUACUGAGUGGAAUAUGACACUCGGUAAGGAUGUCGUGAUUCAGUCGUGGCUCGGCAACGGCGCUGUCAAGGCCAUGGCUGAGGCUGGUCACAAGGUCAUCGACAGUGAUUAUAACUUCUGGUAUCUUGAUUGUGGUCGUGGACAAUGGCUCAACUUUGAUAACGGCGAGGCUUUCAAGACCUACUACCCCUUCAACGACUGGUGCGGCCCCACCAAGAGCUGGCGCCUCAUCUACUCACACGACCCUCGUGCAGGUCUGUCUGAGGAGGCUGCCAAGCUUGUCCUUGGCGGUGAGGCGGCGGUAUGGACAGAAACCAUCGACAGCGUCAACCUUGACACUAUCGUCUGGCCCCGCGCCGCUGUUAUGGGCGAGGUUCUCUGGUCGGGCCGAACCGACGCCUCAGGCCAGAACAGGUCGCAGUAUGACGCUGCACCUCGACUGGCUGAGCUGCGCGAGCGCAUGGUGGCUCGUGGUGUGAGUGCGUCGCCAAUCCAGAUGCCGUUCUGCACCCAGGGCAAUGCUACCGAGUGCGCACAGUUUGAAGGAUAA